Exophiala dermatitidis NIH/UT8656 is the source of this 2430-nucleotide messenger RNA. RefSeq lists its product as uncharacterized. The record is from RefSeq and is a predicted model, not a curated record. Gene Ontology annotation, molecular function: zinc ion binding; transcription cis-regulatory region binding; DNA-binding transcription factor activity, RNA polymerase II-specific. Gene Ontology annotation, biological process: positive regulation of transcription by RNA polymerase II. NCBI's taxonomy places the organism in Eukaryota, Fungi, Ascomycota, Eurotiomycetes, Chaetothyriales, Herpotrichiellaceae. The transcript has 6 exons. The coding region runs from base 1 to 2430 and encodes 809 amino acids. Gene Ontology annotation, cellular component: nucleus.
AUGGAAGAGAAUCAAGCCCAGUCCGCUGACAGGGCCUGCAAUACAUGCAGGCAACGCAGGGUCAAGUGUGACAAACGGUUGCCAGGAUGUCAACGAUGUGAGAAGCUGGGCCGGCCUUGCACCGGCUAUGAUACAGAACGCAAAUUCCUUGAUGAAGGAGUCAAGGUUCGGAGGAAAUAUGACGGCAACUAUCAGCCAAAUCUAGACCUAUCCAGACAUGUCGUGACCUCACCUCCACAACACCAUCCUACAUUCAACUCGCCGCCGAAGAGUCAACGCCCUAAUACCUUUUCAUUCCGAAGCAGCCUGGACCAGUCCAAUCCAAUCAUUCCGCAAAUCCUAUCACCGCCCAUCGAUUCUACACCACAGAAUCCUGUAAACAUACCAUCAACAGCACGCUCGUCACUCAGCAAUAUCCAAUCCACCGCAUAUGGACUACCUAACCAGCCGAGUCCUGAUUUCUAUUCAUUUCCCCCGACGCCGCCCAUACCACCUCCAGCGCCUCAGCCCCUUCAGCCUCCACAGCACCAGGUCAAUGUGCCUCAACCCAACAACCCUGCAAAUUUCCAACAACCGCACGAGUACGACAGCUUUCAACAUCCAACGGCCAAGCUGCUUCUAGGCAAGCCUCAUUAUGCCGAGUCAGACUUGGAUACUUCUAUCAGCGAGGACUAUUUCGAUCUCGACAUUGACACCUACUACGCCAAGGGAAACAAUGCUUGUGGAUUCAUCCCCGGACUCCCUGUGAUCCUCACUGACCAAACCGAACCUGAAACCGAUGAAGAUCUUCUGACGAAUGAUUAUGCCUCACUGAGUGGGAGAUCGUCGGUGUAUGAUGGCUCUGAAGGCAGAACUCGACCAGAAUAUAGUCAGAAAUAUCUCCACGAAAGAGCAACUGAGCUGGCAUGUCUGACCCGACAUUUUGUACAAGCCAUAUCUCCCUCGAUGGAUCUGUUCGACCUGGACACGUACUUUAGUCGCAUCGUUCCUUUGAAGGCUGUGCAAAACGUCAUGCUACGAUCGGCAAUGGCUGCAGUUGCUGCCAAUCAAAUCGGCCAGCUUCUAGCCAACCACACUCCUCGAGAGGGCCUACAACAUCUGCUACCGAUUAUGGGGGACGAUGGGAUCAUGCAGCAUACCGAUUGGUUUUAUAAGGCUGCGAACUACUACGAUCGGGGAAUAUCAUAUCUGCGGAUCUUCCUACAGCGCUGGCUGAGCGAUUCCUCAAGUGGAGUGACCGGACACGCCUCGAAAUACACCGCACCGAAACACCUUUCCGAGACCGGCGCUAAAAGCGCCGUCAAUGCCGCUUCUCCUCACAAGAGACGUCGGAUCAGCACACAAGAAGCGUCAGGCGCAGACAUGGAAGCCCUGGUGGCCGCCAUAUCAGUAUUUUCUCUGUACGAAUCAUUAGAUAACCCUACGGAGGACUGGUCACAGCAUCUUGAUGGCUUCAAAGCACUGUUAGAAACCAAGAUUAUUCCUCAAGCCAUGUCCACCCCACGACCGCGGGCGGAUCCAUUUAUAUCUAUGAAAGCAGGCCGUGCUGCGUUUUGGAAUUUUGCUCGGGCCGACUAUCUCGCAGCUUACAUCAACCGCACGCGCACGCGGCUUGACCCUGACAACUUGACAAUGUGGAAGGCUGCGGGAUUGCCCGUAGCGGAUGAUGGAACCCUGACUUAUAGCGAUCCGACCACACCUGGCAGUGCCAUUGUCUCGUACCGGCCUGCAGACCGCGAGGAUCUGGUGUCGUGCACAUUGAUCUGGAUCGUGCUUCGGACAAUGAACUUCAUCGCCCCUCAAGAGGAUGCGGGACCAAACACGACUAAUACGCCGCACAGUCACGACAGCCCGGCAACGAGGGGAUCAGAUGCAGGGAACACCAACCCCAUUCGAGCGCGUAUUGCCCAGUGGAAGCAAUUGCGCCGUCAGCUCGAGGACUGGUACGACAACUUACCGUUCACAUUUCAGCCUUAUGCGAUUAUGGGGGCACAAAAUCCCUACGACCAACCACCCGACCAUCCUCCUCGGUUCACUCGCAUAUUCUUUUCAGUGCCCAUGUGCGCCGCCGCCCUACAACUUUACCAUUUUGCGCAAAUUCUCUUGCUACUGAACCAGCCGAUGGAUGAAAGCGACACGCGCAACCUGGCCAACCGGAUCCGGAUGUUUCGCAAGGUUUCGGAAGAAUCUGAACACCAUAGCCGCCAGAUUUGUGGCAUUGCUUUGGGGAAGCCUCCGCCAGCUGUGGCGAGGCAGAUGGUCCACUCUUUAUACCUGGCCGGUUUGUGCUUCGAAGAGAAGGAUGAUCGCGUGGUGGUACUCGAGCUGCUCCAAAAUAUCGAAAGAGAGACAGGGGCGUCGACGGCUCAGCGUGUCAGAGAACUGCGUGAACAGUGGGGUUGGGACGAUGAGGUCCAGGAGGUGCAGUAA